This is a messenger RNA of Amoebophrya sp. A120, 2336 nucleotides long. Lineage: Eukaryota; Dinophyceae; Syndiniales; Amoebophryaceae. The record is from the annotation of a GenBank genome assembly.
UGAAUCUUUUGUGUCGACGAAGGGACGAUAGCCGCUGAGAGAAGGAGAAAGAAUGUUGUCGAUCCUUGUCCAUGAUAUCGUGGACUGACACUGCAGGAUAUCAUCUGGAUCUGAAACGGUAACGGAUUUCAUUUGUUUGUCGAGCCUCCCACUUUACUAUGACCGUGUCGUCGAGGAGGUUCAGGCAGGAGUUGUGAUGUCCAUACAGGAGCCUGGAACAGGGUUCAGGUGGACAAAGUUCGAGUUAUGGAGUGGAUUUCACUUUGUAUGAACGGAAUCUUCGUGAAACGGUGCGACGAGCACAGCAACCAUAAAUAAAAGACAAACGAUCGAGUUGCAUCAACAUUCUAUCAGGCAGCCUAAUGAGGAUCUGUUUACUUUGGUGACAGCAGAGACGAGUUUAUAAUGAUGUUUAGCCACGUACAGUUAUUGUCAAGCUCGCGCUCCUCCUCAUUUUUGCUAUGGCUGUGAUCGCAAAGUCUUUUCAUCCAUGGCUCCAUUUUGCAAACUCUUCUUGCGCUCUCCGUUUCGCAUCCGAGGAAUCUGAGGUUCUUUACCUGCAAAGUGCACAAUAUUAUUCUGUGACAAACAAUGACCUUGGCUGCCCCGUCUAACUUCCCCAACACAAGAUUCCAGGUGAUUCGAGACGACGAAUGGCAGAAGUUCAAACACAAACUCCAACUCCACUUGACGAAAGAGCAAAAUCCCUCUCUGUUUGCGCAGUUGGAAAACCUAGAACUCCAAUUCCAAGCGGAGCCGGUGGUCGACCCGAAAGACGCAGACAAUGUGAAAAUAGAGUUGAAAUUCGUCGGCGGCGGAAGAGGAACCGCGAGUCCGCUGCAAGGAGCAGAUGAAGUGCUGUGCAGCACGGUAACGCCAGCCGUCAACUGUGCGGAACCGGGCGUCGCUCCACGCUGUCGUCCUAUCAGAAUAUGGGGAGCUCCUGCAGAAAUCGUGACUAGAAGAAGAAGCGACUACACAGUUGAGGAUGCAGGUCCACCAGCGUUUACGAGGUACGGCGAAGAUGAGGAAGGUUGCUCAUACUGUGCCGAGUUCGACGAGCAACAAAAGCAGAACAACGGCAGAGAGGACUACAACUCCCCGUCGCUCGUGUUUUCGAGCGACUAUGUGGACCAGCGCUGUUCAGGGAUGAGCUCUGAUGUCGAUAUGGACGGAACCAGUCGCAUUUUUGACGAAUACAACAAUAGCAGUACCUUUGACGGUCUCGCGGCCCAGCUGGACCCGGACGAAACGUUCGCGGACGACGUGCCUGCGUUCUGCGCGCGAUGCGGAUCCGCUUUUUUCAUCGACCGGCUAUCUUGCAUGUGCUACGGCUGGGCAACAAAGUAUUCAUUGUCUUGUUUUAAUUUUUUUGCUUUCUUACGCGACCAUGAACAUUUUUUACCCGUGUGUAAGUUAGUACAUCCAAGUCGUGAUCGUUGCACGAAGUGCUACUGCAAGCUGGUUCUUCUUACUCUGAUGCCUACAGUUUCAAUUCUAUCCAGGAUCGAAAACCACGACACAGGCGGCCCUGUCGGUGUAGCAGGACAUGCAGGAAUUGCAAAUAAAAGGCCACCACCAGCACAAGGACGCAGAGAUCUCCGCUGCGGGCUUACGACAACAGGUGAUUUGGACGGUAGUACGGAAGCAGGAGACAAUGACUCCUACAAAGACGACGCUUUGGAGCCCACAUUUGGACGGACCGAGAUCUCCUUUCAGCGUCAGCGGCGACGGGAUUACGAUCGGUGUAUCACCAUUACAUCGGAGUAAAUUAAAAACAAGAGGCAGAAGAUCUCAUCUUGAUUUUCUAUUUCCAUGACUGCGCCAGAAAUGCAGCACGUGCACGAGAAUACAAAGGCACACUUUUUCAAACAGUUCUUGCAGUAGGUAGAAGAAGCAGUAGAAGUACAUGAGUGCUUACUGGUAUGACUCUGCGAUUUCUCUGUUAGUACUAGUAGUUCCAAAUCAAAUUUGACGCAAUAAAAACAAAGACUCUGCAACUGUCGAUGCUUUUCUUUCGAGUGGUCUGACUUUUCUAUGUCGAUAAGAAUUUUGUCAUAUACAUAUAUUAUAGUUUUUUGUACAAUUAGCGACUUUGAAAAUCCGUUUCGUUCUGCCUUUCCGAGUGGCCCGCCUUUCAAAUCUGUCACCUCAACCGACCUCUAUGUCAUUGUAAAAAAAGCUUCUUGAAAACAAGGAUGAGGAAUCACUUUGCUGUGGCGUCGCGGCCGUCAUAUGAUGCCGCAACACACAUAGCGACAGUAUCACAGUCUAAGACGAUGCACGAGUAAAGGAUUUCAAUUGAUGCUUUAAACAAGCGUAAAGAUAAAGAGAAU